Messenger RNA from Mastomys coucha (southern multimammate mouse), 1413 nucleotides. It is a transcript of the gene Bhlha15, whose product is annotated as basic helix-loop-helix family member a15. Lineage: Eukaryota; Metazoa; Chordata; Mammalia; Rodentia; Muridae. Gene Ontology annotation, molecular function: protein dimerization activity. The transcript is spliced from 2 exons. The record is from RefSeq and is a predicted model, not a curated record. Bases 119 to 712 code for a protein of 197 amino acids.
GGUGGCUAAAGCUACGUGUCCUUGUCCCCCGUGGGCAGCCUCUGCGCGUACGGCUUCGGAUCCUCAGUUGGAAAGGCCUCACCUAGCCACCACCUCCUGGGAAAACCAGCCUGGAGCUAUGAAGACCAAGAACCGGCCCCCUCGGCGCCGGACACCCAUGCAGGACGCAGAAGCCACUCUAGGCGAGCAGAUGCCUGACAGACCCCAGUCAGGAUCAGGGGGGUCAGAGCUGACAAAGGGUCUUCGGAGCAGGACAGCCCGGGCAAGUGGAGCUCGGGGAGAGAUCAGCCGCCGGAGACAGGGGUCCAGAGGCCGCAGAGAGAACAGUGUGCAGAGGCGGUUGGAGAGCAAUGAGCGGGAGAGACAACGGAUGCACAAACUCAACAAUGCCUUCCAGGCACUUCGAGAGGUUAUCCCGCAUGUGAGGGCUGACAAGAAGCUUUCGAAGAUCGAGACCCUCACACUGGCCAAGAACUAUAUCAAGUCACUGACCGCCACCAUACUUACUAUGUCCAGCAGCCGCCUCCCAGGGCUGGAGGCCCCUGGUCCUGCACCAGGCCCUAAACUAUACCAGCACUACCAUCACCAGCAACAGCAGCAGCAGCAGCAGCAGCAGGUGGCUGGAGCCAUGCUUGGUGUCACCGAGGACCAGCCCCAAGGCCAUCUGCAACGCUACUCUACACAGAUCCACAGCUUCAGAGAGGGGAGCUAGCGCGUGCUUUGGGCUCCUGAGUGGGUUGGCAGUGCCAACCUGGCCUGCUCAUCUCAACUCUGGCCCCUCUGUGACACAAGCCCCAGACUGGUAAUGGCACCAUUGAGGUCCUUGAGGGGAUUCUGUUGUUGAUGAAAGCUCUCGUGUGGCCUAAGCUGGCUUUGAACUCCUGAUCCUCCUGAGCUCCAUCUUCUCUAGGGCUGGGAUUACAGGUGUACGUCAUGACAUGGUGCCAUGCUGGGGACUGAGCUAAGGGCUGUGUGUAGGCUAAGCAAGCUCUCUGCCAACCGAGCUGCAUCCCCAGCCCAACGUUGACUCUAGUUACUCCAUUUUCCUUGAAAGCCAGCUCAGACACCAACAUGUGGCAGUUUCUCCUAGCCACCCAGGGGACCAGAGCGUGAUCUGGUCCUAGCCACCCAGGGGACCAGGGAGUUAUCUGGGCCUUCAAGGCAUAUUGAGGCCCCAGUCUCCAGGCAAAGCUUACCUGUCCUUGCUGCCCUUUGACCAAGGAUGGGCAGGGUGGGAGGGGAGUUCUUGCCUUCCUUACAACUCAUGUGUGGUGGCUACGGGAUGACUCCAGCAAAAACUUGACUUACAAAUGUCCCUGCGACUGCUGAGCCUAAGGUCCAUCCCAUUUUGUGGGGCUAUGGGAAACUGGACCCAAAGUGCCACUCAAUCCCUCAGAGAAUAUACAGCAGAGC